AUGGCGAGUCAAGCAGUAGCUAACGGCGAUGCGGCAGCUACCAAUGCAGCUGUAUUAGCACGACGCUCCUUGCCUACUCCUCCUACUUGCACUCCAGUAGAACUGAAUGGUCAACUUCCAACUGUUGGAACUCUUGUCUUGAACGAUGGAUCUGCAUAUCAAGGGAUCUCUUUUGGAGCUGAAUCAAAAUCAAUUGCUGGAGAAUGUGUCUUCCAGACUGGAAUGGUUGGAUAUCCUGAAUCCUUGACUGAUCCAUCGUACAGAGGUCAAGUUCUUGUUUUGACGUUUCCUCUGAUCGGAAACUAUGGUGUCCCAUCACGAUCGGAAAUCGAAAAAUUCGCAUCCAUACCUAAAUAUUUCGAGUCAAAUCGUAUUCAUAUAUCUGCAUUGGUCGUCGGUCAGUACUCGGGAGACUACUCUCACUACUUGGCCACAUCCUCUUUGGGUGCUUGGCUCAAAGAGAAUGACGUACCAGCUAUAUACGGCGUAGAUACGAGAGCUAUCACCAAGUCAAUCCGAACAAAGGGUGUAUUGUUAGCAAAACUACUCUUCCCAAAAGCUCUCGUUGGAGCAGGCGUCACGUCAUCAUCACCCAGUCACUCACCAGGUCUAAAUGGUUUGGUAGCUACAGACUCGGAAAUAGACUUGACGGCAUCCUUCUCUCUAGCUGCAUCCGCUACGGCUACUAGAGCAUGGAUGAACGACUUAUCGAAUAUAGACUGGCAUGAUCCAAACGAACGGAAUCUAGUAGGCGAGGUAUCUAUCACCACACCAGUCACAUAUCAUCCAGACCCAUCUGUAAAUGCUGUAAAAGGACCUGAUGGUAAAACUUUACGCAUCAUGGCUGUAGAUGUCGGCAUGAAGAACAAUCAAAUACGAUGCUUUCUGAAACGAGGUGUAGAACUGACUGUGGUGCCCUGGAAUUACGAUUUCGUGGCUCAUCAAAAGGAAUAUGAUGGUCUCUUCAUCAGUAACGGACCAGGUGAUCCAUCAACCGUCACUCCAACAAUAACCAAUCUAAAACAGCUACUCGCUCAACAAACCAAACCUAUAUUCGGUAUCUGUCUUGGUCAUCAACUAUUAGCUCUUGCAGCAGGUGCUAAAACGUCAAAACUCUUGUUUGGUAACCGUGGUCAUAAUAUUCCAUGUACCGAUCUACGAACCAAUCGCUGCUACAUCACUUCCCAAAACCACGGUUUUGCAGUAGAUGUAUCAACUCUCCCUGACGGAUGGGAAGCCACAUUCAUCAAUGCAAAUGAUGAAUCAAACGAAGGUAUCGGACACACCCGAUUACCAUACUUUAGUGUCCAAUUCCAUCCGGAAUCAACUCCUGGUCCUUGGGACACUGAAUACUUGUUUGAUGAAUUCAUCGAGUCUGUAUUGGAGUGUAAAAAGGCUGGUAAACUGGUGCCUCGACGAGUACCUGUUAGACCAGCACCACCAAUGAGACAACGACCACGUAAAGUUUUGAUUUUGGGAUCUGGUGGUUUAUCGAUUGGUCAAGCUGGAGAAUUUGAUUAUUCUGGCUCUCAGGCAAUCAAAGCUUUGAAAGAAGAAGGCAUAUAUACCAUUUUGAUCAACCCAAAUAUUGCUACUAUUCAAACAUCUAGUGGACUGUCAGACAAGGUCUACUUUUUGCCAGUAACACCAGACUUUGUUCGAAUGGUCAUUAAGCAUGAAAAACCUGAUGGUAUAUAUUGUACAUUCGGUGGCCAGACUGCUCUGAAUGUUGGAGUGAAACUCAAAGACGAGUUUGAGGCACUUGGUGUUAAGGUCUUGGGAACUCCAAUCUCUGCUAUAGAAGUCACUGAAGAUCGAGAACUCUUUGCUCAGAAAAUGAUGGAAAUUGGUGAACAAUGUGCUCGUUCAGCCUCUGCUACUUCAGUAGCUGAAGCUGUAGAAGUGGCCAAUGCUAUUGGAUAUCCAGUCAUUGUAAGAGCUGCCUACGCUUUGGGUGGUUUGGGAUCUGGAUUUGCUUCAAAUGAAGAUCAACUAGUAGAAUUGACUACUCGAUCAUUUGCUACGUCUUCUCAAGUUCUGGUUGAACGAAGUAUGAAGGGAUGGAAGGAGAUUGAAUAUGAAGUUGUGCGUGAUGCAGCAGAUAAUUGUAUCACCGUCUGUAAUAUGGAGAACUUUGAUCCACUGGGUAUUCACACUGGAGACUCGAUUGUCGUAGCUCCAUCUCAAACCUUGUCUGAUGAUGAUUACAUGAUGUUGCGCCGAACUGCUGUAAACGUCAUUCGUCAUUUGGGAGUUAUUGGAGAAUGUAACAUCCAAUAUGCUCUCAAUCCACUCUCACGAGAGUACUGUAUCAUUGAAGUCAAUGCUCGAUUGUCUCGUAGUUCGGCAUUGGCUAGUAAAGCUACUGGCUAUCCACUUGCAUUCGUUGCUGCCAAAUUGGGUCUAGGCAUUCCAUUGACUGAAGUUCGAAACUCCGUCACGAAAAAGACUAUUGCUUGCUUUGAACCAAGUUUGGAUUAUUGUGUGGUCAAGAUUCCAAGAUGGGACUUGAAAAAGUUCUCUCGUGUUAGCACCAAAAUCAGCUCUGCCAUGAAAUCUGUGGGUGAAGUCAUGGCCAUCGGCCGAACUUUUGAAGAAACAAUUCAAAAGGCUAUUCGUGCUGUAGACUAUCACUUCAUUGGAUUCUUUGAGAAUGACUACGUACACACCAUUGAUGACGAAUUACAAAACCCGUCAGAUCAACGUGUAUUUGCUAUCGCGAAUGCUCUUCAUCAAGGCUACACGGUUGACAAGAUUCACGAGAUGACUUCAAUUGACAGAUGGUUUUUGAACAAGUUGAAGGGUAUUGUUGAGAUUGAUAAGAAACUCAGCAACUAUACUCUUCAAACACUGCCACGAUCUUUAUUGUCUCGUUCCAAACAAAUGGGAUUUUCUGAUCGUCAGGUUGCCAAAGCUAUUGGUACUUCUGAAUUGGCUUUACGAAAGUUACGUAUCGAUCAAGGAGUUACACCAUUCGUGAAGCAGAUUGAUACCGUCGCUGCUGAAUUCCCUUGCUACACCAACUACUUAUACGUGACUUACAAUGCCUCUGAGCACGAUGUCGCGUUUGACGACAAGGGUGUCAUGGUGUUAGGAAGUGGUGUAUACCGUAUUGGAUCAUCCGUCGAAUUCGAUUGGUGUGCUGUACGCUGCAUACGAACACUUCGAUCACUUGGCCUCAAAACCAUCAUGAUCAACUAUAAUCCAGAGACCGUGUCCACAGACUAUGAUGAAGCCGACCGUCUAUAUUUCGAGACAUUGACAUUAGAACGUGUCCUCGACAUCUAUGAAUUAGAAAAGUCGGAUGGUGUUGUGGUAUCUAUGGGUGGUCAAACUCCUAAUAAUAUUGCUCUGCCAUUAUAUCGUGAGAAUGUCAAGAUUUUGGGUACGACACCUGAAAUGAUUGAUAAUGCUGAAAAUAGAUACAAGUUUUCACGUAUGCUCGACAAGAUUGGUGUCGAUCAACCUUUAUGGAAGGAAUUGACGUCAAUUGAAGAAGCCAAGACAUUCUGUGGUAAAGUGCAAUACCCAGUCUUGGUCCGACCCUCAUAUGUCUUGUCUGGAGCAGCCAUGAAUGUAGUAUACUCAGAGCCAGACUUGUCACAAUACUUGCAAAUGGCAGUCAACGUAUCACGAGACUUCCCAGUCGUUAUAUCUAAAUUUAUAGAAGAAGCCAAAGAGAUUGAAAUGGACGCAGUUGCCUUAAAUGGUAAACUCGUCAUGCAUGUCAUCUCUGAACACGUUGAGAAUGCUGGUGUACAUUCUGGAGAUGCUACACUCAUUCUGCCACCUCAGGACUUGGAUCCAGAAACCGUUCGUAAAAUAGAAGUCGCUACUCGUAAAAUCGCCAUGGCCUUGAACGUUACAGGACCACUCAACAUCCAGUUUAUUGCUAAAAACAACGAAAUCAAGGUUAUAGAAUGUAAUGUCCGAGCAUCUCGUUCCUUCCCAUUUGUCAGUAAAGUCUUGGGAGUGGAUUUGAUUGAAAUGGCAACUAAGGCUAUCGUCGGUGAAGCGUUUGAUGCUUAUCCACCAGUAGAAGAACGUAAAGACUAUGUUGCUGUCAAAGUACCACAAUUCAGUUUCUCGAGAUUGUCUGGAGCUGAUCCGAUUUUAGGAGUUGAAAUGGCAUCAACUGGUGAAGUAGCUUGCUUUGGUAAAGAUAAAUAUGAAGCAUAUCUAAAGGGCUUACUAGCUACCGGCUUUAUAAUGCCAAAGAAGAAUAUCUUGUUGUCUAUUGGUGCAUACAAGGAAAAGAUGGAAUUCUUGCCUUCUGCACGUAGACUCAAUCAAAUGGGAUAUAAGCUGUUUGCCACGUCUGGCACUGCUGACUUUCUGCAGGAGCACGAUGUGCCUGUAAAAUACCUUGAAGCCUUGGAUGACGAAGACUCACAAAAGGCAGAAUACUCUCUGACAGCCCAUCUUGCUACUCACUUGAUUGACCUAUACGUAAACCUGCCAUCUAAAAACAAGUUCCGUCGUCCAGCUUCGUAUAUGAGUCGUGGAUAUAGGUCUCGUCGUAUGGCAGUCGACUUUGCCAUUCCAUUGAUUACCAACAUUAAAUGUGCCAAACUCUUUGUCGAAGCUAUAAGUAGACAUCGUGAAUUUGAAAUCUCGAGUGUAGAUUAUAAGACCUCACAUAAAACCGUAACCUUGCCUGGUCUCAUCAACAUCUCGACCUUUAUACCCAACUUGGCAACUGCCGAAUCAUCUGAAUUUGUACAAGCAUCUAGGUCUGCAUUGGCGGGUGGAUUUACCAUGUUGUGCUUGAUGCCACAAGGUGAAGCUUCGGCUGAUUCUCUUAAGGAUAAAAGGUCUAUGGCUAUCGCUCAAAGUAAUUGUAGAUCAAAAGCCUUCUGUGAUUACGCCUUGUCAGUGGGUGCCUGUCACGAGAAUGCCGCCAUAUUGGAUAAUGUAGCAGGUGAUAGUGUAUCCUUGUAUGUCACGUUCGAUGCAGAACGAUGCCCAACUUUGGCUUUAAUGGGUAUGAGUGACUUGACUGCCCACUUCCGUACUUGGCCCAAGGAAUUGCCUAUAAUCGCAGCGGCUCAAGACGCUGAUUUGGCAUCGGUACUCUUCCUUGCCAACAUUCAUUCUCGAUCCGUCCAUAUCACGAACGUCAUAAAAGAAGAAGAUAUGAGUCUCAUUAUAUUGGCUAAGGAAAAGGGUGUCAAUGUCACUUGCGAUGUUGCCAUUCAUAAUCUCUUCUUCUCCAAUGCCGAUUUGGCAUCGCCAUUAUUGGGUAGUCCACAAGAUGUCGAGGCAUUAUGGGACUUAUUGGCAUUUAUAGAUUGCUUCUCGGUUGGUCCACUCUUGUCGCUACUGAAGCAGGAUGGCCAAACAGCAUACAAGGAUGGAUUGGAGGAUUCCCUUCCACUCUUGUUGAACGCAGUGUCUCAAGGUCGUUUGACUAUGGACGACAUUGCAACGAAAUUAUACCAUAAUCCACGAGCCAUAUUCGAUUUGCCUGAACAACCUGAAACAUAUAUAGAAGUUGAAAUCGAACGUCGUCGACCAACCAAGGUCAAGAUUGGUAAAACCGAAUUGGCCCUUGAUGGUGUAGUACAUAGAGUAGUAUUUAGAGGCGAGACUGUAUACCUUGAUGGUGGUAUAUUCGGACAGGCGUCUGGUCGUGAUGUAACUGGAUUGGUCCGUAUUGUUUCUGGCAAAACUGGAGUUGUAUCAAACUCUCGACGUGGAACCAUGACUUCUCAUCGACCAGUACCACUCACCAUGAAUGCUGAUCAAUCACCUAAUGCCUUGAUGGAUGCAUUGACUCCCAAGUCUCCUCGUGGACGACUCAUGUCUAGCAAUGAUCCAAUAUCAGCCUUCCUUGCUGCUCGUCAACCACCAAUUGCAGGUGAAUCCCCUGCUGGAAUUCCUUCUGCUAAUAUGGCUCCUCGUGGUAGUACGGAUGCUGCUGCUGUCGCCAUGAAGAAUUGGUUGACAUCACCUGCAUCUGUUACGAAAGAUGGAUUGAUCGAUGGAAGAGCUCAAGAAGAAACGAAUUCAGAAGGCGAAGCUGUCGCACUGGCUACAGUUAGCAAGGCAUUGCAGCGCACAUUCCAGCAAACUCUGGAUGUAGCUCAAACUCAAUAUCUCUCUGAACUACCUGGAUCUAUAUCAUCGGUAGUAUCUAAAUCUCCAUUCUAUCGCAAACACGUACUAUCCGUUAAGCAGUACACUCGACCUGACUUGCACAUCUUGUUUGGUGCUGCAUCAGAAAUGAGAGUUUUGGUUGAAAAACAAGGAUGUAUUCCAUUACUACAAGGCAAAGUCUUGUGCUCAGCCUUCUAUGAAGCUUCGACACGAACAUCUAGUAGUUUUGAAGCUGCCAUGUUGAGGUUGGGUGGUCAAGUUGUUGGAAUCAAUCAAAUUACUAGUUCUAUCGCCAAGGGUGAAAGUUUGGCCGAUACAGUACGAACUUUGAGUUGCUACGGUGAUGCUAUCGUCAUGAGACACCCUGAUCAUGGAUCGGCGUCUACAGCAGCAAAGUAUUCUCCAGUACCCGUCAUCAACGCAGGUGAUGGUACAGGUGAACAUCCAACUCAGGCGCUAUUGGACGUAUAUACUAUACGAGAAGAACUAGGUACUGUAAAUGGACUCACGAUUACCAUGGUUGGUGAUUUGAAGAAUGGACGAACAGUUCAUUCCCUUGCACGUCUCCUAUGUAAUUACGACGUCAAGAUCAACUAUGUCGCACCACAAUCACUACGCAUGCCAGAUGAAAUUAGAGCUGAAGUCAAACGAGCUGGUCUGAAACGACAAUAUGAGACAACCUCACUAGACGAAGUUAUUGGUGAGACUGAUGUCUUGUACGUCACACGUAUCCAGAAGGAACGAUUCACCGAUCUCGCUGAAUACGAAAAGGCAUUGGGAUCCUAUAUUAUUACCACUCGUACUUUACAAAAAGCCAAACCACAAAUGAUUGUCAUGCAUCCUCUACCACGGGUAAAUGAGAUUGAUCCUGAAGUAGACUUUGAUCCCAGGGCAGCAUACUUUAGGCAAAUGAAGUAUGGAAUGUAUGUCAGAAUGGCGUUGUUGGCUCUUGUUAUGGGUCGAACAUAG
This is a messenger RNA of Synchytrium microbalum, 7068 nucleotides long. RefSeq lists its product as uncharacterized. Gene Ontology annotation, cellular component: cytoplasm; cytosol. The record is from RefSeq and is a predicted model, not a curated record. The coding region runs from base 1 to 7068 and encodes 2355 amino acids. The transcript has 13 exons. Gene Ontology annotation, molecular function: carbamoyl-phosphate synthase (glutamine-hydrolyzing) activity; amino acid binding; aspartate carbamoyltransferase activity. Gene Ontology annotation, biological process: UTP biosynthetic process; L-glutamine metabolic process; 'de novo' pyrimidine nucleobase biosynthetic process. Lineage: Eukaryota; Fungi; Chytridiomycota; Chytridiomycetes; Synchytriales; Synchytriaceae.